Chinchilla lanigera (long-tailed chinchilla) is the source of this 1288-nucleotide messenger RNA. RefSeq names its product carboxypeptidase A3 (mast cell) (gene Cpa3). NCBI's taxonomy places the organism in Eukaryota, Metazoa, Chordata, Mammalia, Rodentia, Chinchillidae. The transcript is spliced from 11 exons. Gene Ontology annotation, molecular function: metallocarboxypeptidase activity; zinc ion binding. The record is from RefSeq and is a predicted model, not a curated record. Gene Ontology annotation, biological process: proteolysis. The coding region runs from base 1 to 1251 and encodes 416 amino acids.
AUGAGGUUCAUGUUGAUCUUGAGUUUGAUUGCUACUGCCCUUGGAAUUGCUCCUGUCCGCUUUGACGGGGAGAAGGUGUUCCGUGUGAAGCCCCACGAUGAAAAACAAGCAAAGGUCAUAAAGGAUUUGGCCAAAACCCAUGAGCUUGACUUCUGGUAUCCAGAUGCCAUACACCAUGUAGCCGCUAACAUGACGGUGGAUUUCCGAGUUAGUGAGAAAGAAUCCCAGUCUCUACGGUCUGCCUUGGAUCAAAAUACAAUGCACUACGAAAUCCUCAUACAUGAUCUACAAGAAGAGAUUGAGAAACAGUUUGAUGUUGAAGAAGAGAUCUCUGGAAGGCACAGUUAUGCGAAAUACAAUAACUGGAACAAGAUUGUAGCUUGGACUGAAAAAAUGGUGUCCAAGCAUCCUGAAAUGGUCUCUCGUAUCAAAAUCGGGUCAACUGUUGAAGAUAAUCCACUCUACAUUCUCAAGAUUGGAAAAGAUGAAAGAAGAAAGGCUAUUUUUAUGGACUGCGGCAUUCAUGCACGAGAAUGGAUCUCCCCAGCAUUCUGCCAGUGGUUUGUCUAUCAGGCAACAAAAAGUUAUGGAAAAAACAAAAUUAUGACCAAACUUUUGGACCGAAUGAAUUUUUAUGUUCUUCCUGUGUUCAAUGUUGAUGGAUAUAUUUGGUCAUGGACACAGAACCGAAUGUGGAGAAAAAAUCGUUCCAGAAACCCAAAUUCCAGGUGUAUCGGCACUGACCUCAACAGGAAUUUUGAUGUCUCAUGGAACUCGUCUCUAAACGAUAAUAAUCCGUGCAGUAACAUCUAUGGGGGCUCUGCCCCAGAAUCUGAGAAAGAAACAAGAGCUGUCACCUGUUUCAUUCGAAGCCACCUGAAAUCCAUCAAAGCCUACAUCACCUUCCAUUCCUACUCCCAGAAGCUCCUGUUUCCCUACGGUUAUACAACAAAACUGCCGCCCAACCACAAGGACCUGAACAAAGUUGCAAAGAUUGGCACUGACGUUGUAUCAACUCGGUAUGAAACCAGCUAUAUUUAUGGUCCAACAGCAUCAAUAAUUGAUCCAGCAGCAGGGUCUUCUUUAGACUGGGCUUAUGACCUGGGCAUCAAACACACGUUUGCCUUUGAGCUCCGUGAUAAAGGCAAAUUUGGUUUCCUCCUUCCGGAAUCACUGAUAAAGCCAACCUGCAAAGAGACCAUGCUAGCUGUCAAAUUUAUUGCCAAGUACAUCCUCAAGUAUACUACCUAAAGGAUCACCCUCCAUUUAGAAUACACCAGUCCUUUUA